UGUUUAAAAAAAAAACUUUUCUUUCAUAAUUCAUUCCACGACACUUCUGCCAAGUGCUGAACAACAAACUAAAACAUUGCAUUAUUAUCAUUUUAGACGGUGACACUCGAUAAAAAAUUCUGAAAAAUAUGAUUAGGCAUACAGUAUGCAGCAACGCAGUGCCGAGGAAGGUUGGUCGUGGUUAAAAAUCUGUCUUCGAAUUUCGUGCACUGUAGCCUCAAGUAACGUGUCGUAUAAUAGUAAUGAUGAUGUGGCUAAUCGGUGUUUGUAUAGCAAGUUCUUUAUUUCUGAUUCAACUGUGGCUGUCGAAUAGAAACUUGCCACCGGGUCCUUGGGGCAUCCCAAUUUUUGGCUAUAUACUUUGGCUGAAUCCUUCGAAACCUUAUGAAACGUUUACGGAACUAUCCCGCAAGUAUGGAUCAGUGUAUAGCAUACAGUUAGGAAAACAUUUCGCAGUAGUGUUAUCUGAUCCAUCAAUACUGCGGGCGGCGUUAGCGCAUAAUGAUCUAAAAGAUAGGACUAAUUUUGAAGUUAUCAACAAAGUCAUGGAAAAGCACGGCAUCAUAUUUGCACAAGGAGAAUUAUGGAAAGAACAGCGUCAAUUUAUUUGCAAGUGGUUGAAGACAAUAGGAAUGAGUAAAUUUGGAGACAAAAAAAAUGAUUUACAAAUGUUGAUUGUUGAAUCGGUCACAUUACUGAUUUCGGAACUACGAGAAUCCAAUGGCGAACCAAUAAACACUGCGAGCCUCAUGCUAAUUUAUACCGGACAUGUUUUCAACCGAAUCGUGCUGGGGCAAAAUUGGCCGGUAGAUCACCCUUCAUGGACUUAUUUGCGUUUUUUAGCUGCAGACGGUACUAAGAAAUUUGCUAUAGCUACUCCAAUGAGUGUAUUGCCUUUUCUAAAGAUUGUGCCUAAAUAUAGGAAAAUUAUGGCAGAUGUAGUGCAGGGUGCUAAAAACACGCAUUUAAUUUACCAACGGUUGAUGGACAAGAGAAUUAACGAUUUAGACGGAAGUGAAGAUUUAAUGGCGGCUUUUAUGAAAGAGAUGAAGAAAAAAGAAAACGACGAUAAGUUAAACUUUUUUUCAAAAAAACAAUGUCAUCAUCUUUUAUCCGACCUCCUCGGGGCUGGAGUCGAUACAACGGCCAAUUCAUUACGAUGGUUCCUACUUUACAUGGCUCUAAACAAACCAAUUCAAAACGAAUUAUACAACGUGCUAGACAGAGUAUGUACUAAUAAUGAAAUAUUAGAUCUAGAAAAAGUAGAAAACGUUGUUUUAUUAAAAUCAUGCGUGUACGAAUCAAUGCGAAUGCGUCCAGUGGCUCCUUCGGGUAUACCUCGUGCUACGACCCAAGAAACAACAAUUUCGGGAUACCGUAUACCGAAAGGUACAAUGAUCGUACCGUUGCAAUGGGCCAUGCAUUACGAUGAGAAAUAUUGGACGAAUCCACACGUUUAUGACCCGACACGAUUUUUCGAUGCCGACGGAAACAUCGUUACCAAUAAAGCGUACAUGCCAUUUCAAGCCGGAAAAAGGGUUUGUGUCGGAGAAAUGUUGGCGUAUUGGAUGUUGUUUUUAUUUGGCGGUAAUAUAAUACACAAAUUCGACGUAUCCGUUGAUAAUAAGUUAUCUGAAGAACAACUGAACACUAUUAUGGAUGGAGAAUUUCACAUAAUACUAGAACCCGGUGAACACAAUCUCACAUUUAAAUCUCGCCAUAACCCUAAACAUAUCGCUUAAUUCAUAUUUUUCAUAAUUCUAUUU
Messenger RNA from Adelges cooleyi (spruce gall adelgid), 1766 nucleotides. Its product is annotated as cytochrome P450 306a1-like. The transcript is spliced from 7 exons. NCBI's taxonomy places the organism in Eukaryota, Metazoa, Arthropoda, Insecta, Hemiptera, Adelgidae. Gene Ontology annotation, molecular function: iron ion binding; oxidoreductase activity, acting on paired donors, with incorporation or reduction of molecular oxygen, reduced flavin or flavoprotein as one donor, and incorporation of one atom of oxygen; heme binding. Bases 243 to 1742 code for a protein of 499 amino acids. Gene Ontology annotation, cellular component: cytoplasm; intracellular membrane-bounded organelle. Gene Ontology annotation, biological process: xenobiotic metabolic process. The record is from RefSeq and is a predicted model, not a curated record.